Ostrea edulis (European flat oyster) is the source of this 2357-nucleotide messenger RNA. RefSeq lists its product as uncharacterized. The coding region runs from base 1 to 1380 and encodes 459 amino acids. The record is from RefSeq and is a predicted model, not a curated record. The transcript is spliced from 8 exons. Lineage: Eukaryota; Metazoa; Mollusca; Bivalvia; Ostreida; Ostreidae.
AUGCUCAUUUAUAGAAUUGUGACAAACAUCUUAUGGCAGAUCAUUUUUAUAGAGACGAAACGUCCAUCACCACCUGUCCUUGAGAGAGUGACCUAUUUAUCUCUGUCUGAUCUACAGAAAAGUAUUCAUGUUAAGGACCUUCAUGGCUGGAGUAUUCUGAAGACAGAUGACAACAUCCUUGUUUUUGGAAUGUAUGACCAGACAUCAAGAUCACUGGAAAAGACAAUCACAGUAGACAUUAACUUAAAUGUCAUUGUCCGAUUUGGGGAGGUACUUUUGAAGAAUAAGGAAACAAAUUUAAGGAAGAUUUCCAUCAGUAAAUUCCUCCAAGAAAUUGACAACAUCAGAAAGUGUGCAGGGUUACCUGAUGGUAGUUAUAAGGAAAACUGUUUUAGAUUUGUUUCUACUGUUGUGAGGAAUGUUAAACCUGAAGUGGAAACUGUUGUUAGAUCUCAAAGAUGUUCUGGAGGUUUGAUCUCAGAUGAAUCCACACCCGUCUGCUCAGCCUGUACUAGUUUACGUGGGAGCGCUAGUGAUGGAAAAUCAUCGACUAUGCAGAUCACAAUUCACCCCAAAACACCACUCUCUCGCCUGUCCAAAGAGGACUUGAUUAAGGAAGUCAAGGCAUCCAAAUAUAGCUUCAGAGAGAUUCAAGCUCAAGUACAAUCCCUGACAAAUGGUAUGACGGAGACAGUAACAAAUGAAGUGGGAGAGGGACUUUAUUCUUCAAUAGAAAACAAUCCUCCAGAAGACAACUUUUUGGAAUUGUUUUGGAAGGAGCAGAAAAAGGCAUUUCAAUCCAAUCCAAAGGGUAUGAGGUGGCAUCCCAUGAUGAUACGAUUUGCCAUUUUCUUGCAGUAUCAAAGUUCUCGAGCAUAUGAGGCCAUUAAAGAAUCUGGUGUUUUAAAACUACCAAACAAAUCAACAUUGAGGGACUAUACCAAUGUUAUAACACCAGCAACUGGCUUUCAACCACAUGUGUUUGAGGAACUAAGAAAGAUCGCAGCAGACCUUCCCUCCGAGAAGAGAUUUGUUGCUCUCCUUCAUGACGAAAUGAAAAUAAAGUCCGACCUGGUGUAUGACAGACGGAGUGGCCAAGUCAUCGGAUUCACAAAUCCAGAUACUUGGACAUUCAACGAGGAUGAGUCAAUGAAAAUUGCAACCCAUGUGCUGGUUUUCAUGGUUGUUGGCAUUAAUUCCCACAUAAAAAUGAGUAUUGGCCAUUUUCCUACCAGAACUUCCACUGCCGAUGAAUUAUAUCCUCUCUUUUGGAGUGUUGUGGCAUACUUAGUAAUGACAUGUGAACUGAAAGUAUGGAAUUUUGCAUAUUUGUACUUUGAUUUAAAUAAGACUAUCAAUUUAAAUACCAGACCAAUAUAAUAACUAUUAGCUGAAGAUCAUUGCUGCAAUAAUGAUACAGUUUAUAUUUCAUUAGUUUUCAUCCCACUAAAAAUGUGUCUCAUAAUACACCAGAUAUCUGAGGAUGGUUUAUUUUUUUUAUCAUAUUCAGGUAAUAACAUCAACUAGUAAUAAAGUCUCUGCCAAUCAGAGGUUGUAUCGAAUACACAAAGUAGGAAAUGAACCAGUUGUCUUCAAAACAAAGAAUGUAUUCACUGAGGAGGACAGAUAUAUUUAUUUUAUCUCUGAUGCUCCCCACCUUGUGAAGACAAUAAGAAACAAUGUCUACAGAUCAAAGACAGGUGGAUCAAGGUACCUCUGGAAUAAUGGUCGGUUCAUUCUGUGGUCUCAUGUGAUGGAUAUAUAUAAUGAUGAGACAAGGGGCCAGUUGUACAGAACAAAACUAACCCAUUAUCAUGUGUACCUGACACCAGCUUCCACCAUGUCUGUCAAACUGGCAGUUCAGGUAAUGAUUCAAUAUAGUAAAGUGCAUAUCAUUUAAUAAAUAUUUUUGAGUUUUAAAACUUUUUAGAAGUAUGCAAAUGUAAGAUGUCCAUUGCAUAUUUUAAAAAGAAAUCCCCAAACAAAUAUUUCCUAAGCAUUUGCAUAAUGACAAUUGAAAAUACAUGUACAUGCAUAAUGUCUUGGCUUUGAUUUCAAAAUUGUUAUAUUCAUGCGCAAAAUGUAUGGAAAAAACCCCAAAUUGAAUGCAGAUACAAGUUAUCAAUGUUUCCAUUUUCAUACUGUAAUCUGUACAAUUUUGUUAUUAGGUUUUACGUAACUCUGUGGCACAGGUCAUGCGUGCUUAUUAUGGCCCAGAGGUGUCAGAGACAGCUAGGUUCUUCAGUUUGGUGAACCGAUUUUUUGAUUGCCUGAAUGUGCUGUCAUUGAGGGAGUCUGUGUUCCAGAGAAAACCAGAUGUAGCACCCUACACUUCACAAAAUGACCCAAGAUUUCAG